ACACAGUCUACUGUAUAAAAGGUGUUUAAUCUGUCAAUCUGUCAAACCUUAUUUAUACUCAUCACCUGAGAGAUUUAAACUGAUGUAACGGCUCUCCUGAAAGAUUUACCAAUAACACAGUAUACCAAACAUCAAAUACAUUACUGACAAUGAGUAAAGAAUCGUGUACCGUAGGAAUAGGAAAAUUGAGGCAUGUUUCUUUGUCUUUCUUGCAAGAUGUUCUGCUAAACUUGUACAAUGUCAAGGUUAAAGUCGAGAGUUUGGAUAAACCAUUCAAAUCCAACAAAGAACUACCGACCAGACGCGCCAUAGAUAUGAAAUCGGCCAGCGAUGUCGUCUGCCUCAGACUUGAAAGAAUUUUUACCGAUAAAGAGGAAAGAAAAGAAUGCUUUGAAGGCAUUUGCUCCAAAAUCAUCGAAAGUAAAAGAGUCAAGGAUAUUAUUGAUCAACUAGAGAUGGUGGCAGAGUUAGCUUCAGAUACCGUGAAGGAAUGGCAAGUUGAAAAUGAACUUUUCGUAGGAAUAAUUCCUAACUAUUCUGGUGAUGCCAUCUUGUUUGAGGCAACUAUUGAUGAUGAAACAAACAAGCUACACCUCCACUGGGACAACGAAAAAUUAUUAUCAGACUUCCUGCCAGCCGUUUGUGGUCUAUCCCAAGCACUCCGUAACGAGUCAAGGCAACCGUCAUUAUUUGAGUAUCUGGCCUUUCAGAUUGCUUAUUAUAACAUUGCACAUGGUCACCAGGGAAGGCACACAACAGCUAGAUGUCUUGGAACUCCAGGCUUCCGACCAUACACCCAAACGUAUAUGUCUUUGACAGACCCAGGCGAUGGCCACGUGCUUGGUACUACACGUUUCAAUGACUGGAUGAAAGGUGCUAUUGUACACGUUGAACAUUUGGAACGACCACGUCAUUUACCAAGAGAAAAAAUCGAAUCAUAUCGCAUCCCGUCUAUAAUUGACUUUGCCAGAGUUCGCCUUCAUGUAGGACCAAACGCACCCACAACAUAUUUUGUUGGAAGAUGUGUAAAAGAUUCUGGUGAUUUCAAAGAAGACUUUCUGAAAAUAGUGAAUAUAACAGCAGCCUCUGCAACUGCUGCUUUUAACCAGGGUGCAGCCGAGUGCAAGGUGUCAAUGGAGGGUCUUUCGACGUCACAAGCAGUCAGAUAUAUGUUGGCACUCCGUGGUCAAGUCAUAAAAAAGAAAAGGCAAAGCUUGUCUGCAGCCUGGAAUCUCAAUCAAGUAAUUUUAGACGACUACGAACGAGAAAAUCCAGCUCAAUUAAAUCAAAGAAUGGAAAUCGGGACAAGAGCCAUAGAAAUUACUGUCAUCGGUGGAUUUGAUAAGAUCACGUGGGAUGGAGCAAGCGAUACCUACCCUUCUAAAUGUAUUAUGUAUCAGCUGACAUUUGAAGAGGCCCUAACAAUAGUACACGAAGCUCAUCUUCGUGGACUAGUCACAUAUUUCUCAGCAGGAUUUAAAUUCAACGAGAUUAAGCAUGCUGUUUAUGCUGGUGUAGAUGGUAUUGGAAUUGGUGGAGCACAGGUAUUGAGAUUCAUGGAUAGCGAAACCGGAAUGCAUGGUCCGUAUAUGGAAGAAAAUAUCCCAAGAAUAAUGGAAAGCCGAGAUGCAGCAGCAAACUCCUUCAGAGGAAAAGGAGUUAAACUUUUAGCUAGACUUGAUACUAUGUUUUACGAAGGGUCAAUCUCAGAGGAGCAAAAUUCUUCCAGACAAGAACUAUUUUCAGCACUUCUAAAUAUUAACCAGGGGAAAAUUGAUGAGCUCAUCAAUCGUCUUGAUGACGUCACAAAAAUGAAAAAUGAGGGAGAUGAACCGUUGAUCGGGAGGGCAAUGCGCCUGUAUGAAGCUGGAAAUCCUUUGCUGAAGAAAUACUUUGAAUCUGAAAGCGAAUGGCUGCAUUUUUUAAGCAUUUUGAAAAGUUAUGUCGCCGCAAAGGAUGUUGAUUCUAUCAGUGAAGAAUAUGACAGUGACCCGUGGUUGAAUGCUCGUAAACAUUACCGAUUAUGGCAAUGGAAUGCUACAAAGUGCAUUUGCCGUCAGACCUCAUUUGAGGUGCAUUGUAAAUCAUUCCAAUAGACAUCAUUAUAUAGAUUUCUUCUUUCGAGGAAGUGAAUUAAAAAAAAAACGUUUUAUAGCUGGUUUAAGUUUUUUUCAAAAGUAAUAAGUUAUCUAUUGCUUUUAACAAUGGUCUUUUUAUUACUGUUCAUCGUGUUUAUGUUUUUUUAUUUCUCAUCCACAUAUUUAUACUAACUCGAAGUUUGUGUCGCUUCUUGUUAAGUUUAACAUUUUGUCGUGGUGUGAUGCAUAAAUGUUCUGUUAUCCAUUGUUUUUACCAAGAGUCUUUCAACUUUACAUAAAUACGUCUUGUACAUAAUUUGUAAACUUAUUUUUUACCCAAGUCUUUCAUCAUAUUUUUGUUUGUUUUAUCAUCUUUAUGUCAUUAAACACACCUUUGUUUAUUAUAAUUUUUAUUUCAUUUAAGGCACCGACCAUUAAUCUUUUGUGUAUGAACUGUGUAUUUUAUAUGUAUGGUUUUAUAUGGAUAUCUCUUUUUUUUUUAAUAAUCUAGUAUAUGAUGAAUGAAUUUUAUAGAAAUAUAUAUGAAGCAGCAUUUCUUAUUCUUUUUUAUCCCUGUUCCAAAUAUGAUAAACGUAAUGGCAAUUUGAGAAAAGGCAUAAAAAAAGAGAGAAAAAAAAAGAACAACAAACAAACUUCGAUUUUUUUUUGUCAAUGUUUUAUUGUUUAUUUGUGUUAUUUAGUAAAAAUUAUAUUGUUUAGAUUUUAUAGUAAUAAAAUAUCAUAUUUCAUUUUUCUGUAAUAUGUGUAGAAUUAAAUUUAUACAUGU
Mytilus californianus (California mussel) is the source of this 2865-nucleotide messenger RNA. RefSeq lists its product as uncharacterized. NCBI's taxonomy places the organism in Eukaryota, Metazoa, Mollusca, Bivalvia, Mytilida, Mytilidae. The coding region runs from base 150 to 2096 and encodes 648 amino acids. The record is from RefSeq and is a predicted model, not a curated record. The transcript has 2 exons.